Messenger RNA from Arabidopsis thaliana (thale cress), 1260 nucleotides. Its product is annotated as Xanthine/uracil/vitamin C permease. Gene Ontology annotation, molecular function: transmembrane transporter activity. The record is from RefSeq and is marked reviewed. Gene Ontology annotation, biological process: transmembrane transport. Lineage: Eukaryota; Viridiplantae; Streptophyta; Magnoliopsida; Brassicales; Brassicaceae. The coding region runs from base 1 to 1260 and encodes 419 amino acids. The transcript has 12 exons. Gene Ontology annotation, cellular component: membrane.
AUGGCAAAUGGAGCCGGCAAUGGUGGUGGUGGAGCUGGUGGCAAUGGUGGUGGUGGAAACAACGGAGCAGGAAACCGGGCGGAGGAGUUACAACCCCACCCAGUGAAAGAACAACUCCCUGGAAUUCAAUAUUGUGUCAACAGUCCUCCUCCUUGGCUUGAAGCGGUAGUGUUAGGUUUCCAGCAUUAUUUGUUGAGUCUUGGUAUUACAGUUCUCAUUCCGAGUCUAUUAGUUCCACUCAUGGGAGGUGGUGAUGCAGAAAAGGUUAAAGUAAUACAAACAUUACUAUUUGUGUCUGGAUUAACAACAUUGUUCCAGUCUUUCUUUGGAACUCGAUUGCCUGUGAUCGCUUCGGCUUCUUAUGCCUAUAUCAUUCCUAUCACUUCCAUCAUUUAUUCCACCAGAUUCACUUACUACACGGAUCCUUUUGAAAGGUUUGUGAGAACAAUGAGAAGCAUACAAGGAGCUCUGAUUAUCACUGGUUGUUUUCAAGUUCUUGUCUGUUUCCUCGGUGUAUGGAGAAAUAUUGUGAGAUUUCUAAGCCCUCUGUCGAUUGCUCCUUUGGUAACAUUUACCGGAUUGGGACUCUACCACAUUGGUUUCCCUUUGGUGAAGAAAGGACCGAUGAUUUGGGAUGGAAAUAGAUGUGACCGUUAUGGAAUGAUGUUAUGCAUUCCAGUGGUAUGGUUGUUCGCUCAGCUACUCACAUCGAGUGGUGUUUAUGACCACAAGCCUCAAACUACUCAAACCAGUUGUCGUACAGAUCGUACUGGUCUAAUCACCAACACUCCUUGUCCAACUUUCGACAUCACUGAUUCUUUUGCGAUGAUGGCUGCAUCUUUUGUCACUCUCUUUGAGUCGACUGGUUUGUUCUAUGCAUCGGCAAGAUAUGGAAAAAAUGUUGGACUUUUAGCAAUGACUAAGGUUGGGAGUCGAAGGGUGAUACAAAUAUCAGCAGCAUUCAUGCUUUUUUUCUCCAUUUUUGGAAAAUUUGGAGCUUUUUUUGCGUCCAUACCAUUACCAAUCAUGGCAUCUCUUUAUUGCAUCGUCUUGUGUUUUGUGUCUUCUGCGGGACUUAGCUUUCUACAAUUUUGCAACCUCAAUAGCUUCAACACCAAAUUCAUUUUGGGAUUUUCUUUUUUCAUGGCUAUUUCAAUCCCACAAUACUUCAGAGAAUACUACAAUGGAGUUGGCAGAUGUGAUAAGAGUGAUAUUCAUGUCACAUACAACGGUUGCGGCAAUAAUUGCGAUAGUGCUUGA